UUUCUGUAAUCGAUAGUAGAUUUUACAAUGUUAAAUAUGCAACAUAUUAAUUACACUGUUUGCAGGAUGGAAAUGAAGUGAAUGUUCAGCACUAAUUUACCUACAGGCAGCUGAUCGUUCAUUCUCCAGAUACGUGAUUUGAGGAAAUCUGCAGCACAGACACUGAAGGACGACGCACACACUUGACUCUUCCUGAGUUUUACAGAGACACCUGCUGCGAUGUUCAACAUGAGAGUGAAGGGCAUCUUAGAGUAUGACCAGAUUGUAGAUUUAAAAAGUAUAUGCACAGACAGUGAGGGACAGUGUGAAGACAGCAUCCAAGCCACCGUUUCAGAUGAGCAGAUCCAAGGUGAAAGUAGCAGCAGAUCAGACCAAUCAAAAGACGGAGCGGAAAAACUUCAGUUUGGACAGUCUCAGAAAUAUGUGCCUCCAUCUGCAUUUUACAGAGAGCUGAGAUUUCAAGAAAGCAAACUAACUCUGAUUCAUGAAGGUCCUCCAAAACGAUACCGUCUACAGACAGAGAGAAACAUGCUUGAUGAAUAUGGGAAAGUCAGAAAAUGGACUUAUGGGAAAAAAGACACCAGUAAACCAAACAAAAUUGUUCUUCUGGUGGGAGAGACCGGCGUCGGCAAGACGACUCUCAUCAACAGCAUGGUCAACUACUUACUGGGAGUGAAGUUUGAAGAUGAAGAAUGGUAUGAAAUCACAGGAGAAGAAGAAGCCCGACACCAAUCAGAAUCACAAACCUCUGAAAUCACCAUGUAUGAGGUCUUUCAUGUAAAGAGUCCCAUAUCUCUCACCAUCAUUGAUACUCCAGGCUACGGAGACACUAGAGGACUGGACAAAGAUCCGGAAGUUGCUGAGAAUUUAGCCACUCUGUUUCAGAGCAAAGAUGGAGUUUGUGAAGUCGACGCUGUGUGUUUUGUGAUUCAGGCAUCUAAGAAUCGUCUCUCAGACAGACAGCAUUACAUUAUCAGUUCAGUUCUGUCUUUGUUUGGUAAAGACAUUGUGAACAACAUUGUGUUUUUAAUCACACACUCUGAUGGUCUGCCACCCAAAAACAUUCUUGGUGCCGUUAAUAAAGCUAAAAUCCCCUGCAAACGAGACAAAAGCGGGCAACCUGUUCAUUUCUUAUUCAACAACAGACAGACUGAAGGCCGUCACACUAAAAAACGUCACAUUCGCGCUCAAAGAGACGCCUGGGAAGACAGUGUGGAAGGCAUGAAGCAAUUCUUUCAGUCUCUGAAUGAAAUGAACAGAAGAAGUUUAAAGUUGACUUCAGAUGUCCGGAUGGAACGCAUUCAGUCUGAAGCAUACAUCUGCAACUUACAGCUGCGAGUUCAAGAGAUGGAGCUGAAAAUAGCUGAAAAACGUCAGAUUCAGGAGGCAAUGGUGCAAAACAAGGAAAAGAUUGAUGAGUGUAAAAACUUCACCAUUAGAGUCAAAAAGACUGUCAAAGAGAAGGUGCCCAUCGAGAGCAAGUCAUGGAAGAACAGGAAGGCCACGACCUGCACCAUCUGUGAGGAAAACUGUCAUGAGUUUGACUGCUGGUGGGGUUCAAAUCCCAGCAAAUGUGAAGUCAUGAAAGACGGCUACUGCACCAUGUGCACAGGGAACUGUCAUCAUAGCAAACAUGUCAAAGAAAACAAAAAAUAUGUCAUCAGAAUUGCAAACGUCAUGAUGGAGUUUGACUACAUAAUAAAGGAAUAUGAAAAAGCCCAAGAACAAACCAAGAGGUUUUCGUUUGUAAUGGAUAAUGUUGACAAAGAUCUGCAGGAUAUUGAGAACCAAAAGUCAAUUCUUCUGUUCAAUGCUUACAGGACCAUCAGGCACCUGUCUCAGAUCGCAUUAAAACCAGACUCUGCCUUCACUCUUCAGCAUCUCGACUUCUUCAUCCCCAGAAUGAGGGAGGCUGGGAAAGAAGACUGGGUGCGAGAGCUGGAAGAAAUGAGGAGAAAAGCUGUAGAUGAUGAUGCCAAUAAAGACGCUCUGAGUUAUCUGAAAGCUGGCCUGGCAAAACUGUAUUAAUUCAUUAACUUGAAUUAAUGAAAAUGAAGAAGACUGCAUACAGUGACAAAUCAAUGCUUGUAAAUUGCGACCUAAUGUUGUUUUUCUUCUCUGUUUUUAGUAGUCUCUCUCUCUCUCUCGCUCACGUGGUGCAUGCUGGGAGGUUGUGGGUGACAGUGGUGCUUGGCGGGAGUGAAGCUGUGAAAGUUUCACCUGGUUUUUUUUUCCUAUUUUUUAAUUUUUUUUUUUUUGUUUGUUUGUAUGUUUUGGUAUUAGUUAAUUUUUUUUGUGGAAAAGUGGGAGUCGUGUGAGAGAAGGAUGGGGUUCUCUCUGCGAACUAGUGCGGUUUGGUAAGAUUGCGAGUCCGUUCAGAGCGAUUUCUUUGGGGUGUAAGAACCCUGCAUUGAAGCAUGUCGUGUCUUUUAGGAGACAGGUUUCCAUGUUUUUAGAAUCACCAGAUCGUACACUUAAUGUUUCUUUUCGUAUAAAACAUGAAGGGGAGCAUAUAUGAUUUAUGCAACUACCGGAAGUUUACGCUGCUUUGUAUGCGGCGAUGUUGGCCAUAAACGGGAGAUGUGUCCGCAAAAAGAUCGCGAACAGGAUAACGUUGGCCCAGUGAAUGUGAUAGAGACGGAUGAUCAGGUUUCAUCCAUACAAACGGGUCAGGAGGAGAAUACAGGCCUCACGGAGGUAAGGCAGGCAGAGGUAAAUAUAGCUUUAAAUGUAGCAGUGAAUACCUCAGAGAUUCCGGUGAUAUCGGAAACACGUUCAAAUGCUGCUGCUGCUGCUGAUGAUGCGGUUAAGAGUAAAGCGCAUUUAGUUGUUGAACAGGACAAUAAAUGUGACGAGAAUGUGUUUCCAAGUACUAGUUCUGCUCAGUGUGGUGCAGAGAAGAGUCGAACAGACUCAGUGACAGCAGCAGAGGAUGGUCUGUCAGAUGAGUCUGCUUCUGUGCUGGAUAUGGACUCUUGCUCACAGUGUGGGUUUGAAGAGAACUCUCAAGAUCCCCAGAAGGAGCUCUCUCUAUAUACUUUAGAGGAAAUUGAUCAGUUUCUAGAUAAUACUUUUGGAAAGCAGGUUGAUGUGAAGGAAUUCUUUCCUGAUGUAGAAAAAUUCGUAAAAUCAGUUACUUUUCUUCAGAAGAAUGUGGGGGUCGAUCUCCUGAGCGAAAAGAAGCGGUUUCGUUUAAAGAAGCACGUAACUACAGUUAGAAAAGGAUCGGAAAAUGGAGAAAAAGAGAACGUUAAAAGUACUUUAGUUAUUGAUCUUUUCAUGCAUCACAUGGUGUCUUUUUCUUUAUUUCUGUUUUUUUCUGCCUGUCUGCUCUUUCUUCCAGUAUUUUUUUAUGGAAGUCUUGAGGGUUGGCUCACUUAACAUUAAUGGUGGAAGGGAUGGAUGUAAGCGUGCUCUUGUGCUUGAAACAAUAGAGCAAAAAAAACUAAAUGUUAUUUUCCUUCAAGAAACUCAUAGCGAUUAUGCUAAUGACCUAGAGUGGGGAUUAUGGUAGAAAGGCCAAUACAUACAG
Molecule: messenger RNA, 3532 nt
Organism: Cyprinus carpio (common carp)
Lineage: Eukaryota; Metazoa; Chordata; Actinopteri; Cypriniformes; Cyprinidae
Exons: 6
Coding region: 220-2028 (602 amino acids)
Molecular function (GO): GTP binding
Source: RefSeq, a predicted model, not a curated record